This is a messenger RNA of Antechinus flavipes (yellow-footed antechinus), 2963 nucleotides long. RefSeq names its product C-type lectin domain family 4 member K-like. Lineage: Eukaryota; Metazoa; Chordata; Mammalia; Dasyuromorphia; Dasyuridae. The record is from RefSeq and is a predicted model, not a curated record. The transcript has 7 exons. Bases 106 to 843 code for a protein of 245 amino acids.
UCGAAGUUUUCACUUCUUCUUCCCAUUGUUCUGAUGAGAAAAAAGGUGCUGAUGUCCCCGUCAGUGUCUAGAGAUAGGUCAGGCCACCCCUGAAGAGCCAGCAGGAUGGAAUUGGAUGGGAUCUAUGAAAAUGUGACCCAGAGAAAUGCAGUGCCCCAGGCUGGAAAAGGUCUAUCCCAUCGUUCCUACAACCUAGGUCAGAGCUCUAAUGUUUUGGCCAACAGAAGACCUUGGAUCAUCUAUACCACCCUGGCCCUCUUGCUUCUGAUCCUGGUGGCUUCCUUGGCAGCUGUGACUUACCUGUAUCUCCAGAUGAAAACCAUCAACACGACCUCAGAAACUCACAGGUGGAAAGCUGACGCUGAGAAAGCCAAUGCUUCCCUCGUCGCCCUGAGGAACCAAAACAAAAUCCUGAAGCAGAAACUGUCCGAGAUUUACACCGUCCACAAGGGACAUCUCUAUUACUUUUCCUGUGAUGUAAAGCCCUGGGAUGCAGCUGAGGAGACCUGUGUGUCCAAAGGCUCUCACCUCACCUCAGUGACCUCUGUGGAUGAGCAGGAAUUUCUUUAUAAUAAAGCAAAUGGUGUCCAUUUCUGGAAUGGCCUGAACAGAAAAGAAGAUCAAAAGACCUUUCGCUGGUCAGAUGGGACCUCAUUUGAUGAAUCCAAGACCCAAGGGUUUUGGAGAGAUGGGGAACCAAACAACAAUAAUGGCAAUGAGCACUGUGUCCAUUUCCUGGGGAAAGAGCUCAAAUCAUGGAAUGAUCUCAACUGUGGGUCUUCCUUAAGGUUCAUCUGUAAGUGGAACUGUGAGUCAUCUGGAGCUUGCCAAGGAUUAUUAUGACAAAGACACUGAAUUAUUCUGCUUUCCCACUUGUGAAAAGAGGGGAAAAUCUACCAUCCCUACCAGAUUAUGGGUUCCAGUUUCUUUCCCACUUGAAGCCCUCCCCAAGGAUCCUAGAAUGAUCAGUACGGGGCUGAUCAGUCUGACUAAAUGAUGUCUCCAUCCCAUCGGGCAGCCAUCCGAAGGACUGGACCUGUCUGAGAAUGAAGGACAACGAUGAGAGCCUGACAUGUGCUUCCUCCUUCCCCUCACCUCGAGCCACUUUCCCAAGCUCCUCUCCAAGACCGUCUCCUACAGAAAGCCUGUCCCAGUUCCACCCUCCCAGCCACCCGGCUGCUAGACUUCCACCUUCUCUCAAAUUGCUUUGCAUUUACUUGACAUUUAUCUUUUAGUUAUUUUUAUGUGAGUGCAUUGUUUAUCUUGAGAGAAUGCAAUCUCCCUAAGAUCGGAACGCUUUGAUUUUUUCAUCUUUCUCUCUUUACGGUUAGCGCAGUGUCCGGUUGGGAGCAAACACUUCCAAAGUGUUUAUUGAUGGACUAUUUAAUGCUGAAUCAUAAAAAGAGGACUUUAAAGGAAUUCUUAUGUAACUGAAAUAAGCUCGUGCUUAUUUUCUAUAUUAACCAAAUGAACAAAUAACCACAAGAAGCAAAUUUCUAAUAUCGACAAGGAGCCAAGGUGGAUGUUAUCUACAAAAGUCACUUUUAACACAUCUGCAAGUCUUUAACCAGUUGCAAUUACUGUAGAAAGUAUCUGGGGAGCUCCCCUACCUAGGGAUUAGGGGUGUAGGAUAAAGUAGAGGGAGGAGGAAAUCACGUGCAAAAGUUCCCUUGAUGAUGGAGUUUUCUCAAGAAGAUUUCAUAGCACUCAGGGAGAAUAUUCAGAUAUCAAUCUCCUGGCCAUCUCCUCUUGUUUAAUGGCAACUAGAUGGCGUGGUGGGUAGAUCAUUAGUCCUAGAGACAGAAGGUCUGUGUUCAAGUCUUUGGACAAAUCAUUCAAUCUCUGUCAACCUUAGUUUCCCCAUCUGUAAAAAGAGGUAAUUCUAACACCUACCUCAUGGGGUUGUUGUGAAGAAUAAAUGAGACAAUAUUUGUAAAUUAGCACAGUGCCUGGCACUUAGUAGGUGUUUAAUAAAUGCUUUCUUCCCCCACACUCCUCCUGCUCCCCCAUUGACAGCUGGGUGAAUAAAUCUAAAAUCAUAUAAAUUUUCAAUAUCAAUAUCAAAUAUUGACUAUCAAAAAAUCACAAAUAAGGGUAGAAAGAGAUUUUAGACCUUUCAGUCCAACUCUCUCAUGUAACUCCCUGGCCACAUCAUCCCUCUCCAAAGACCUGGAGGAUCUGAACCUUUCAGGUCUAGAACUCUCAUCCUGGGUCCUCACUAUUGUGAUUGGGGAUCUCCUCACCUGGUCAAUCUAGGUCAGCUCCAGUCAUGUCCCAUUUUCCUUCACAGUUGACAUCUUUGCUGAGUACAAACCCUCUAGUUCCCUCCCCACUCGUCCCAGUUACAGAAUCUAAUCAAGACCGCCAUUGCUGUCGUAAAUGGCGACCCACUGGCUUGCUCAUGACUCCACUCCACAUCCUUGUCAUUUUCAAACAAAUUACCCUUCUCUUAUAUGGGUGGUCUCCUCCUGAUCAAAUGCGAGCACCUUGGGGGCAGGGGCUGAGGUUGCUUUUGUGUUUGUACUUAGCCUAGUAACAAAUGUAUUUCAUUUAUUCAGUAGGAAAAGGUAAAAUGAUUUGUCCAAGGUCACAGAUAGUAAAUAGAAGAGAUGGACUUUGAGCUCUAGACUGCAAAUUCCGGGCUCUCUCCACUGCCCUGAGUUUCCAGUCAGGCAUGGAACACCAGAACCAUAGUCUUAACCACCUCUCUUUGUUAUAAGACAGAGGAAAUGGAGGCUCAGAGAAAAUAACUUGAGUUCCACAGCUGUUAAGAGACAGAAGCAAGAUGGGGACCCACCCCCGGGGGACUGGAAUGUCUGGAUCUCCUUGUGGUUCACUGGGAUGUGUUCAUGAAGCAGUCUUUCUAGAACGGGAAUUCUGCACCAUCUGGGGCCUGAACACAAAUGGGCAGAGGAUCCAAAGCAUAUGUGUAAAAACAGAUUAAAAAACGACUUCACAGAUCA